UCAUUCGAUGUUUUCUUUACUUUCGUAUACACCGGUAGUUGGCGCUUCCAAGCCAAACACAACGCAUUCUCAACGUUAAAUUUGCCGGCAUUUUUCACAAAUAAAUUCAAUAAAAACAACACAACAAUGAAGCUAGUAAGGUUUCUUAUGAAAUUGAGCCAUGAAACAGUGACUAUGGAGCUAAAAAACGGCACACAAGUACAUGGCACAAUCACAGGUGUUGAUGUUGCAAUGAAUACACAUUUGAAAGCAGUCAAAAUGACUGUUAAGAAUAGAAAUCCAGUCACUUUGGAUACAUUAACAGUGCGAGGCAAUAACAUCCGCUAUUAUAUCCUGCCUGAUAGCUUGCCGUUGGAAACGUUGUUGAUAGAUGACACACCAAAAGCCAAGGCCAAAAAGAAGGAGUCUGCUCGCGGGGCGGCAAGGGGGCGAGGCAGAGGCAGGGGUGGACGUGGAGGUCCGCGUGGUCGUGGAAGAGGUCGGGCACGCCGUUAAGUGUGCACACACAGGGUUCGCGACCUUCGGUUUAUUCAUACUACAUUCAUUAUUUUUUAAGUUAAGGAAUACAAAUAGAAUAUGUGUUUGUAAGAGGCAGGAUGCUGAUCUAAGUUUAUUUUUGGCAUUUACAUCUGAACUAAUGCAGAGUGCAUGUGAUUUUAUAUCAAUUAUGUAAUAAAAUCAAAUGAAAUCGGAAAUAA
Molecule: messenger RNA, 698 nt
Organism: Dalotia coriaria
Lineage: Eukaryota; Metazoa; Arthropoda; Insecta; Coleoptera; Staphylinidae
Gene: SmD1
Product: small ribonucleoprotein particle protein SmD1
Exons: 2
Coding region: 127-495 (122 amino acids)
Biological process (GO): spliceosomal snRNP assembly; RNA processing
Cellular component (GO): U5 snRNP; commitment complex; U4 snRNP
Molecular function (GO): RNA binding
Source: RefSeq, a predicted model, not a curated record